This is a messenger RNA of Manis pentadactyla (Chinese pangolin), 717 nucleotides long. Its product is annotated as olfactory receptor 4C13-like. The record is from RefSeq and is a predicted model, not a curated record. Lineage: Eukaryota; Metazoa; Chordata; Mammalia; Pholidota; Manidae. The transcript has 2 exons. Gene Ontology annotation, molecular function: olfactory receptor activity; G protein-coupled receptor activity. The coding region runs from base 1 to 717 and encodes 238 amino acids. Gene Ontology annotation, biological process: G protein-coupled receptor signaling pathway. Gene Ontology annotation, cellular component: membrane.
AUGCAGAGAAUCAUAUUUGUUGUGUUUUUUCUCAUCUACAUCUUUCCUGUGGUAGGAGAUGUGCUCAUCUUGGUCACCGUCACUGCCAGCCCAUUAUUGGGAACUCCCAGGUGCUUCUUCCUGGCCUACCUCUCCUUUAUUGAUGCCUGCUGUUCCUCUGUAAGUGCCCCUAAACUGAUUGUAGAUUUACUCCAUGAGAAGAAAACCGUCUUAUUCAAUGGGUGCAUGACCCAGAUCUUUGGGGAACAUUUCUUUGGAGGUGCUGAUGUUACCCUGCUGACUGUGAUGGCCUAUGACCGCUAUGUGGCCAUCUGCAAGCCCUUAAACUAUACAAUGGUCAUGAAUCAGCAGGUGUGUGGCCUGCUAGUGGGAGUGAUGUGGGUGGGAGCCUUCCUUCAUGCAACCAUACAGAUCCUCUUCAUCUCCCAAUUCUCCUUCUGUGGCCCUAACAUCAUAGAUCACUUCAUGAGUGACCUGAUUCCUUUGCUCAAUCUUGCCUGCACUGAUACCCGCACUCUAGGGAUCUUCGUAGCUGCCAGAUAUAUCAUUUAUAGAUAUAUCCUUGCAUACUUGGUGAGCACUUUUGUUGUCCCCCAUUGUACGGAGGAAGGCACCCAGAGGUGCAGUGAGGAGCUAGUAAGGAGAACCCACCUGCCCCCUCAGGCCACGCUCUCAGCCUCCGUGACUCCCUGCCAGGCGAUGAUGACAGCAACGUAA